Messenger RNA from Acipenser ruthenus (sterlet), 3450 nucleotides. It is a transcript of the gene efcab7, whose product is annotated as EF-hand calcium binding domain 7. The coding region runs from base 573 to 2456 and encodes 627 amino acids. The record is from RefSeq and is a predicted model, not a curated record. The transcript is spliced from 14 exons. Gene Ontology annotation, molecular function: calcium ion binding. Lineage: Eukaryota; Metazoa; Chordata; Actinopteri; Acipenseriformes; Acipenseridae.
UGUAACAAAAAUAUGUGUGUUUAUAUGGAAUUAGGUAUGCUUAUUAAUUAAUUAUAUCUAUAAUAUUUUCAGAAAAAAGAGUAAUACAAAAUACUUUCUAGUUAAUCCGCUACAUCAUCUGUAAUUAAGUGCAAUACAGUAAUGAGAAAGGGCAGUCCAUUCAUGUAUAUCUGUACUAUUAAUAUUAGGUAGUGCUAUUGUGCUGGUACCUAUUUUGAUUCGGUGAGGGAGAGUGUUCACGAAACAAACCCAUCUGAUGUUGCGCUAUUUAAUAAGUAUCAUAGUAAUAACGAGGUAAACCACUUUAAGAAAAUAUACACAGCAACCUAACCUGAUCACAAAUACAUGAACACAUGAAAAAUGCAUUUUCAUCGCUUGAAAAAGAUAUUUGCAUGGUUUGCGUAUAGGAACUAAAAUGUCAUUGCCGAGUUUCCCUCCGUAAGGAAUAUUGGUUGAGUUUUCUCAGUGUUUACAUGGCAACGGCGCGACUCUGGCUAGAUGCAUUUUUUUAAAUGUAUUCUUAACAGGCAGACAGACGUAAAGUGAUAUCAGGUAUUGUUUUAUUUUUCAGAAUGGCAGGCUAUUCCGGAAGCGGUGCUUUAAUCCAGAGGCAGCAGUUGGAAACGCCAUCAUCGCAGAAAUCUCAGGUCGCUCAGGAAGAGCUUUUCUACAAGAACUGCAGAGCGGCUUACCUGGCUGUUUUUAGAUCUAGCUUGGAAAACAUUACUUCCAAAGAACAGCUCUGUUUGGUGCUCCAGCAAGCUGGAAGAAAUCCUUCUCAAAAGAGACUCAGUAGGUACUGGACUCCGAGGACCAGCAAGCUUAGCUUUGAUGAUUUUUGUGAGAUACUAAAGAAAGAAAAACCCACUGAGAAAACAGAGCUGAUCAAAGCCUUCCAAAAAAUUGACCUAAAUGGUGAUGGGUAUAUAACACACAAUGAACUUUACAAAGUGCUUACCAAAAAAGGUGAGAAGAUGACUCCUGAAGAGGUGAAAGAUGUUAUUGCUCUAGCUGAUACUAACCAAGAUGGAAAACUGGACUACCAUGAGUUUUGUAAAUUGUUCACUUCAACUGCUGAUCAGUGUCAGAAAGCUGCUCUGGAGAAGCUGGAGGCUGACACCAGAAUGAGACGCCAGCAGUUUGGCAGUGAGUCAGAGAGCGCACCAAAGAAUGCUUUGACACAAGCUGUUAUUCCAUCAGCAGGAACACCCCAGAAAACUGAUCUGGAGACAACACCGAGGAAAGCUGACAGCAGACCUUCAUCCCGUCCUUCCUCAGCUCGAAGCCGGAGGGCAUCAGUAUCGUCUACCAUCACUAUGGGAGCCAGCAAUAUAAAAAGUGUGAAGCUGGCUGAGCCCAAGUCUAUUCAGGACUGGCACCAUACAAGUUUAAAGGGCUGCUUCUUUCUUGAGGAGGAUGGUGGGAUCAUGAGUCUUCAAUACAGGCUGCACAUCCUUCAGACAUCCACUGUGUAUCUCACCAUUAAGCCCCUGAAUCUCAGCCAAGCAGAAGAUAAGACUUCCUCCUGGAUGUCGGUUGACACGGCACUUUACAUUCUGCGUGAAAAUGAAAGACCAGAAGACUCGGACCUCGUGUGCUUUACAGAGUUAAGGGACAAAGAGAAGUUUGGAUGGAAAGGAGAGCUCAGUUCUGGAGUUUAUUACCUAAUACCGUUUACCACUGGCUGCAGAUUAAAGAGGAAGAGGAAGAUUAUUAAUAAGCAAGCCCAGCUGGUAUUUAGGGGUGACAAUGGAGAACUGGUGCUUACUAAAGAGUUCAGAUCAGCUCUCUCAGAUAUUUUUGAAGUAAUAGAUUUGGAUGGGAAUGGCCUCCUAAGCCUGGAAGAGUACAAUUUCUUUGAACAAAGGACAAGUGGAGAGAAAUGCGAUGAAGAAGCUUGGGCUGUGUGCAAAGAAAAUUUUGAUACGAAGAAGAAUGAGCUGACAAGACAGGGAUUCAUGGAGCUCAACUUGAUGGAAGCAAACGACCGGGAAGGGGAUCCCCGAGACCUCUGGGUCACUCUGGAGUCAAUGGGGUACAACAGGGCUCUGGAAAUGGUGGAGGCUUGCCCUUUUGUGGUCGAUGUCUACUGUGAGGUAUGCAAGCCCAAGAUGAAAGCUGUUAGUCUUGAGUCAGGCAGCAAGGCCCUCAGCACAGCCGUGUACAAAUCAGUGAUCAACAAGGGGGAGGCCAAGGUGAUGAAGGGGAACGACAACGUGAUCAUCUACACUUACAAGAGUGAUGCCAGAAUCACAGCAGUCAUUGCAAAUAAGUCCAAUAACAAAGUGACUGUCCAUGUAAACAACGAGCAGAGUAAGAACUGUGUCAGCAGUAGAGGCAUCGCUGUGUUUGCUGUAGAAGUGCCCCCAAGAACUAACAUGGUCUGUCAACAUGUCAUGCCUGUUAAUGAAAGGCAAGAAUGGACUUACAACUGCGUGGAAAGCCUUAUGCCUUAAACUACUCUAAACUAAUAUAUAUUUCUGACACUGAGUAGAGAGUUUUAACAUGACAUAAUAGAAACACUAAACAAUAGUUACAUAAGAAUUAGAAGUGUAUGUACUACUGGUAUAUUACCAUUCAAGAACCAAAAUUCUGCGUCAGCAAAAAGUAUUCGUACAGUUCAUUCCUUAUAGCAUUAACUGUGUCAAGCACAAAGCUGCUUUUCAUUCCAUCGUACUCCAAAACUCUUACUGCCAGCAAACUAGCAGGGAGGUUUGUUUCCACCCGACAUGUUUCUUACUCUUUUGUGUGAUGUUUGUUUUUUUGCACACUGGAGUAAACAGUUGUGAUAAAUACCAUCCGAGGAGCUGUGGGAUGAUUUUUCAGAGGUAAUGUUAUAUAUACUUAUCACAGUGUUGAUGGAGUGCCUUUUGUCUCUUAUGGUGUAAGCCUUGAAACAAUGAACUUGAUGAUCAGGUGAUUUGAAAUUAUGAAAACAUGAAUGAAAAAGAUGUAUUUUUGAUGUGUUUGUGUGUGUGUGGAUUUUUUUAUUUUUAAUUUGCUAUUAAUCAUGCUGUGUGUAAACUUUUUAUACUGCUCAAGUGCAAAAGUGUUCAUGGACAGAUGAUGAAAUUAGGAGUAGCACUAGGACACCAUAUGCAGCAAAUAUGACAUGUUGCCUGAUACAACACAGGUGCAUUUGUGACGCCCUUUAUACCUGGAACGCCAGAUCUACACUUCCUAUGGUGGCCUGAUACUUCAAACCAAAUUGCGCUGUCCUGCCAUGAAUAUUUUAAUACUACUGUUUGCUGACCUGCCAUACGUUUUAAUAUAUAAUCACCUGUAUUGUUUUUUUUUGUCACCAAUAGCUUCUUCUGGUGGGGUUACGGUAGUAUUGCUGUAUUUGUUUAUUUAAUUUUUUUAGCGAUUACAUAAAGUAAAUGCAUCAUGUAAAAUGUGUAUAUCCUAUGUUUUUAAAAAUGUUUGUAUUAAAAUCUGUAGAAAAACACA